Molecule: messenger RNA, 423 nt
Organism: Menidia menidia (Atlantic silverside)
Lineage: Eukaryota; Metazoa; Chordata; Actinopteri; Atheriniformes; Atherinopsidae
Source: the annotation of a GenBank genome assembly
AUGUCUCCCCCCGGAGUCUCCGUGGCUGUGGAGUGCAGAAUGGGCGCGGGGUUUGCCAUGAGCAGCUACACCAUGCUCUGGUACCGGCAGAACCGCCACGGAGCUCUGGUGGAGUUUCUCAUCAAAGAGUACGAAGAGACCGCGGGUCGCUUCCACUCCUCCAUCGACACGGCCAACAACAGCUUCUCCCUCCAGAUCACACGGCUCUCUGUGAACGACAGCAGCACCUACUACUGCGCUGCCAGACACAGUGAUGCACCCACACCCCACGCUCACGCAGAUAACACAGACUGCAUCACACACACGGCCCACAGGCAGGAAGAAGGUGUUUGUUUUAGAUCAAAAUGUCAGCUCGUGGUCUGUUUCUUUUCCCUGUUUGGGAUACUAUUUAUGGAUGAAGAUUUUCUAAAGAAGACUCCAUGA